GGGCCAGUUGGAAACCUCUCUCUCUCUCUCUCAUACAACUCUGUUUAUAAUGAUAACAAUCAAUCCAUUAGCUUAAGCGGAACUCCUCAAACCACCCACACCCUCCAAUCUCUCUCUCUCUCUCUCUCUCUCUCUCUACGAUGGGCUUGUGUAAAAACUAAAGCUUGUUGUAAUUGUCCUUUCUAAUUUUCUCUCACCGGCCAGAAUGUCGUCAGGAUUCUCCGGGACGGGUCACGACUUCUACACCACGGGCGGUUUCACGGGACGAUCCAUGGCCACAAACACUCCCCAGAAUCUCUACACGGCGGGUAUUUUCACCGACCCGGCUUCGCAGAUCCACCAACGGAGACCCGAUUUGAUCGGGAAGCGUUCUCUCGCCGAGUUCCAAAACCAGCAGCAACAGCAACAAAACCACCUCUACCAGCAACAACAACAAGCUCUGGGGCUUUAUCUCAGGAACAUAAAGCAACGGACUUUCCAACAACCUUCUCCGAUAUCUCCCAUCUCUCCCCCCGUCGAUUUCUCCGCCUCGAUUUCCCUUGACGCCUCCUCAAUUUCCUCUAAUAACUCCUCUGUUUCUUCCCGCUACGGCUUGCCAAUUCCUCAACGCACUUUCCAGCAACCCAUCUUGUUUGGUAACGGGAUUAACUCUUUUUCUUUGAAUAAUCCUAACUUUUCCGGGGCAUCGUAUCCGAAAUUCGCCGUGAAGCAGGAGCCGGGGCAGGAAUCGGAGAAGAAACACAUGAUGAACCGGCUCCAGGAGCUCGAGAAACAGCUAUUAGACGACGACGACGACGAAAUCGACGGCGUACAAGGAGGAGGAGGAGGAGAAAGAGGAGAGGGUGACGCUGUGUCCGUAGUUACAAACAGCGAGUGGUCCGAAACGAUUCAGAAUCUUAUCAAGCCGAUUUCGCCCUCUCCAACCUCGUCUUCGUCGUCGUGUUCGUCCUCGUCGGCCUCCCCGCCGAUUUCCUGCCCGAAGCAGUCGCUGAUGGAGGCCGCGUCGGCUAUCUCCGAAGGCAAGGCAGAGGUCGCGGCCGAGAUACUCACGCGCCUGAAAAAUGUGUCCAACGUCAGGGGAACAUCCGAGCAGAGGUUAACCGCCUACAUGGCCUCCGCCCUCAAGUCGCGCGUGAACCCCGCGGAGUUUCCCCCUCCGGUCUCGGAUCUAUACGGGAAGGACCACGUGGGGUCCACCCAGUUGCUGUACGAGAAAUCGCAGUGUUUGAAGCUAGGGUUCAGGGCCGCCAAUCUCGCCAUCCUCGAAGCGACGUCGCAGCAGCUGCAGAAUUGCAAGCUCCACGUCGUUGAUUUCGACGUCGGGAACGGCGGGCAGUACCAGCAUUUGAUUUACACGCUCGCCGGUCGUACCGCCGAUAAUCCGGUUUGUUUGAGGAUCACGACGUUUGCGGAUUUUGGAAACGGUGGUGAAGAGAGGUUGAAGCGUGUUGGAGACCGACUUAAAUCGCUGGCUGCUGAAAACGGAAUUAGGUUCGAUUUCAAUGUUCUAUCUCUGAAGGUAACUGAUCUGAGUCCGGAGAAACUCGGCGUGGAGGAGGGUGAGGUUUUGGCGGUGAACUUGGCGUUCAAGCUGUACAAGCUGCCGGAUGAGAGCGUCACGACGGAGAACCUGCGCGACGAGCUGCUCCGCCGCGUGAAGGGGCUGGGCCCGGCGGUGGUGACGGUGGUGGAGCAGGAGAUGAACGGGAACACGGCGCCGUUCCCGGCGCGCGUGGCGGAGGCGUGCGCAUACUACGGGGCGCUGUUCGACUCGCUGGAGGCGACGGCGGGGUUGGAGAACUCAGACCGGGUCAGGAUCGAGGAAGGGCUGGGCCGGAGGGCGGCCAACUCGGUUGCGUGCGAGGGGAGGGACCGCGUGGAAAGGUGCGAGGUGUUUGGCAAGUGGCGGGCCCGGAUGCGCAUGGCCGGGUUUGCGUUGAAGCCGCUGGGUCAAAGCGUCGCUGACUCGCUACGUGUCCGGCUCAACUCGGAGACGUGUGGCAACCCGGGUUUUACCGUGAAGGAAGAGAGCGGUGGGAUCUGCUUUGGUUGGAUGGGACGCACACUCUCAGUUGCAUCUGCUUGGCGUUAACUCUCUCUCUCUCUCUCUCCUCUUUCUCUCUCAUUGGGAGAAUUAUAUUAUGGGAGAGUAAUUAAUUGUAAUAUUAUCUGAUGCUUUUUCGUGGAAAAAAAAAGAAAAAAAAAGGGACCCGCCAAACGAACUAAGUUAGCGGCGUGUUUGGAUGUGAGGAAACCUGUGUAAUGUUUUUUAAGUAAGGGGCAAAUAGUAAUUUUCCCGAAUUUGCUUGACUUGUAUGGAAUGAGCUCACGUUUAAGUGGCAUUGAGGGCUCCACUCAAUAGAUUAUAUAUCUUCUUCUUC
Messenger RNA from Rhododendron vialii, 2381 nucleotides. RefSeq names its product scarecrow-like protein 8. The coding region runs from base 206 to 2092 and encodes 628 amino acids. NCBI's taxonomy places the organism in Eukaryota, Viridiplantae, Streptophyta, Magnoliopsida, Ericales, Ericaceae. Gene Ontology annotation, cellular component: nucleus. The record is from RefSeq and is a predicted model, not a curated record. Gene Ontology annotation, molecular function: sequence-specific DNA binding; DNA-binding transcription factor activity. The transcript has a single exon. Gene Ontology annotation, biological process: regulation of DNA-templated transcription.